Molecule: messenger RNA, 2971 nt
Organism: Stereum hirsutum FP-91666 SS1
Lineage: Eukaryota; Fungi; Basidiomycota; Agaricomycetes; Russulales; Stereaceae
Exons: 4
Coding region: 224-2815 (863 amino acids)
Biological process (GO): protein phosphorylation
Molecular function (GO): protein kinase activity
Source: RefSeq, a predicted model, not a curated record
CAACGUGAAGAUUGCAAUCGCGAUUGCAUAGCUCUGACACGCUUCCAAAUUCGAGCGUAUAAAGAACCGCAGGCUCAGGACGACACCUCCGUCUUCCAAGGCUCAACCCGCAGUCGAUAAUACGCCCAUCGCGAAGACGAUUGGAAGCCAACGUGCACAUUACUCAGGCAACGGUCCUAGCCCGCACCACGCCGACGAGAUCUAUCGCCAGCAUAAAGUCGAAAUGGAUAACGCGAUCGUCUCUGGUGUUCCCGUUGACGUUUGGCUCAAGGCCGUCUUCGGAUUUGACAUAAAGGACCUCCGUCUCGAAGAGUGGAACCGACCUUUCUCCCUUUCCCAACCUCAUCUCGAUGCCUACGUCCAAUGCGCACUCGAAACGCCACACUAUCGGCCCUUCGCCUGUAUGCUGAUGCAGGCCGUUCUCGAUUAUGUCGACGCCAUGAAGGACCUUGGAGUCGACGUCCACUUUCCUUGCGGCAUUUACUUCGACGCUCUGCGUGGCUACGAAGAAAUCUAUGGUUCUGGCGGCAUCAAACGCAAGCCGGACGUGUUCGUAACGAGCGAGGUUGGUCAUGCGCUUUUCCAGCACGUGAGAGAAGUCAACGAGGGGGUUCGUAAAAGAAAUUCCGACCAAUUCAUCUGGGGUCAUCCGCACACAGCCAUCGAAUUCAAGUUCGAAAGGAACUAUCUUAUGCAGAGAAGCAAGGCACCUGUUACAAACAGCGUGGAGGGCUUUCCUUUCUCUGCCCCGAUGCCUGCCAAAGGGAAACGUCGCUCCGGAGGUUCCACUGACGAGCGCAAUCCCAAGCGACCCAAGAUGACCGUCAUCGCCGAGGGCGAGCCUUCCCAUGACUCGGUGCCUGCUGCCUUUCGCUACGAUCGGAGUGGACCUCCAGGGGAUACUUUGAAGACAUCUCUCGUUCUGGAUGAGGCACAGCCUGCUGACUAUGCCGCAGAGGCCAUGCGAAGUGGUCUAUACCGCUAUUUUACCUGUGUUUUCAUCAAGGACGACUUUAUCACGCUGUGGUACUUUGAUCGCAUGGGGGCCAUACGCUCUCGCGGGUUCCGUAUCAGUGAAUACCCUGAAUUUAUUCUUUAUAUCGCUGUCGCCAUUGCUCGUGCCAGUCUCAAAGAUUUUGGCUUUGAGCCGAUGAUAGUUCCCGCUGAGGGCUCCACCUUUCCUCGUCCCGUCGGCACUUAUCAAUGGCCCAAUAAACAGGACGAACUUCGAGAGCAGGACCUCUUCGCUCGACUUCGAAACCUCUACAGCUCCACAUCUUCCUACGAGGCUCCUCUGCUCGAGUGGAAGGACAACGUCCUUCGCAUUGAGCACACUCCCCAAGUCUCUGAGAGCUGGCCUUUCGACACCGAGCCCGCCCCACUCUCGGCGAGUAACAAGGCUCCUCCUUCUGCAAACGACAUCGCUCCUCCCUCGGCAAACGAUAUCCCUCAUCCCUCGGCGAACGACAAGGCCCCUCCCUCGGCGAACGACAAGGCCCCUCCCUCGGCGAACGACAAGGCUCCUCCCUCCGCGAACGACAUCGUUCCUCCAUCGGUAGAUGACCCAUCUCUUUCCCCCACGAGCACCUUCCCUGCCUCGACGAUCGAUACUUCUCCUCCUUUGGCUCCACAGUCUUCCCUCACAAUCAGCUUCCCAAUCACCGGUCCACCGAUCCACGCCCAGCCAGGCGGUGUCGGACGGGGCACUGUCGUAUAUCCCCUUGCCCCUCCGAAAAAUGUCGAUGGAUAUGAUCCCAAGGAACCCCUCGUCGCGAAAUUCAGCUGGCAACCUUCGGGUCGCGCGGCUGAAGCGAGAAUUCUGCGUUACAUCCGGAAGAUGAUUCCAGCCCGCUGGAGAAACCACGUCACAGACGUCAGGUGCUCCAAACAUGUGGCCGCGAAGGCGACGGGUCUGCCCAGGGUAGCCUUGAUGGAGGAUACUGAGAUACGUGUGAAGAGGAGGAUGGAGAUUUUGGAGGAUGCCGAGACGAAAAAGCAGGGGAAAGAAAAGGGAGAACCGGAGGAAGAUGGCUACGAGGAGGUUCGCGAUGCUUUCAUAGGCACGAAUAUCGAAGAGCGCGACUUCCACGCUUUAGUCUCUACGCGUUACCUGCCAUUGAAAGAGGUCAAGGAUGCGAAUGAGUUCAUGACAGUUUUCAAGGACGUCGUGAAAGUGCACUACGUCAUCUAUAAGACGACUGGAAUCCUCCACCGAGAUUUGAGCGUCAAUAACGUUAUGUUUAUCCGCCGUAACGGCCGUGUCUUUGGCGUGCUCAACGACUGGGACCUCGCAGCUCCCGAGGUUCGAUCUUCUCCGCCGACUGCCUUUCACCGCACGGGUACCGCCGCUUUCAUGGCUCUCAAUCUUCUCGACAGUCCCGAUGGUUCCGUCCCACACCUCUAUUGCUACGACCUCGAAUCAUUUGCCUGGAUUCUCGUAUGGUGCGCAUACGUGCUCCUCUUCAACGGGAAGGAGGUGACCCACAACAAGCGCCCCGAAAAGAUUCAGGAAUGGACUGAGGACGGGCGGUGGGAGGCCAUCAGUGACAGCAAAUAUACGUUCAUCACAAAAAAACGUCGCGGUCCGAGUCCAUCGACGGACAGCGUUACUCCAGGCAUGAAAGGUCUUCUCGCGAGCUGUAUCUCCCCAGUAAUAGCGGCAAUGCAUGAUACAUUCCACCGCCGUCGUGCUCCGGGGGAGGAACAAUCUCCCAGUUACCCUUUGGUCAAGGAUGAUUUCUUCGUGUUCUCCACUUUCAUGAGAGUGUUGGAACCAGAUGUACCGAACCCAGAGGAGGCCGUAUUUGCGAACUGAGGAAGGAGUUCGUAGUUUUCUCUUUCAUUAGCGCCAGGCUGUAUGCUGUCUUGUGUCCUUUCAAUAUUCCUAUUCCUCUCCCAGUUAUGUUACGCAUGGCUUCUGGCGUUGUUAUCCAUGAUUACUACCUUGAGUUUGCUUAGCCUUUCAUUUUCC